Molecule: messenger RNA, 1669 nt
Organism: Zea mays
Lineage: Eukaryota; Viridiplantae; Streptophyta; Magnoliopsida; Poales; Poaceae
Exons: 1
Coding region: 21-851 (276 amino acids)
Source: RefSeq, marked predicted
CCGAAACGAGCGUCUCUCCCAUGGCUUCCCUACGCGCUAGCCGCUGCGCGCCCGGGUCCUGCUCCUCCCUCUUCUCUGGCCUCCGCGCCCUAGCCCCUCUGCUCGCUCGGCGCCCAUCUCCUACGGCGCCUGGCCGAAGCUCCCUGCUCAGUUCCUCCUGCGCCGCGCCCAGCUCCCUCCUCUCAAGCUCUGUGUGCGCGCGCCCAUAUCCCCUGCUCCUGCGCGUCGCAACUUCCCUUCCGUCGAGCCCUGCAUCUCCAUGGCACGGACGUCUGCGUCCUCCAUCUCCUCCUUCCCCAGCAGGUGCCCAUCGUCCCCGACCUCGCGUGGUUGGGCCGCUCCAGCGCCGGUCGUCGCUUACCGAGCCAUGGAGUUUGUACUUGUGCUCGACCACCACUUCGCCCCAGCCGCUGUGGGGUUUGGUCAUCAGCAGGGUGCUGCUGUGGGCACAUGCCUCCCUCCUCGAGCACCAAUCGGAGUUCGGGUCGUCAGCCGCUGUGCUGCUCAGCUUCCUGCUGCACAUGUUCGGCCCAUCAAUGUCUACUUAUUCGGUGGUCGCAUCUCGCGCUAGUACUUGCCCAAGUCACCGCCGUCGCCCAGCUUGGCCUCUGCUCUGUCCCUGCGGCGCUCCAGCUCGUCGGCGCUUGGUUUCCAGCUCGGCCUUGCCAUCCCCCGCGCGCGCCCCAUUUUUCAUGGCACUCGGCAGCGCAGAGUCUUCAUCAGCCAUGGCGAGUUCCUCGCUGCCACGGCUGUCCGGUGUUUGGCCCGCGCCGUCCCUGCUCCUCUCGGCGACUCGGCCAGCUGCUUGCGUGUGCUGCGCGACCUCGCGUCCGAGAUGGGCGCGUGAAUGACGUGAGGAAGACGCUGCAUAUGCUUGUGUCCGAGCUCGUCCGGCCACAACCUCGUCGAACCGCGAAGCUCCCUCGUCGUGCGCUCUGACAUCGGCUGCCGCCGAUUCUGCCAUUGAGUUCACGAGUGCUCCUUGCUCUGUUCGUUUCGCCAUGGGCAAUUUCUCCACGCUUUAAAUCCAUGCUGCUCGCCCCGCAUGCGCUCGCUCCGAUGUUCGCGUUUGUCGUCGAGUCGUCGAACCCGUCAUCCCCUGCUCGACUCCCAAGCAAACCCCCUGAUCCGCGUCCUGCUCGCCGUCGACUCUCGGCACCACAAGCUCAUUUUCCCUUGUUCACAUCCCCCACAGACCCUGUCUCAUCACGCAUGUGCGUUAUCGAUCUCGUCGUCGUUUCGUACAUCCUCAAGAAAUACAAAGAGUCGGGUGAAGACGAAGCUAGCAGCGUGAUAUUCACCAAGUGCUCGACAAAAAGCUCGAACAAGUCGUCGAUCGUCAUCCUCGUCUACGCCAAAGAUCCGAGAAGAUUAGGCGCAGAAGGAAAUAAAUUAGUACGCGGCCGGAGAAUUCUCGAUGUGGAUGAAGAUGAAGCGCGAUUCGACGCAGCACUCGCCCUAUUUUCGGUGAAAUACUGAGCUGAAAGGUGGCGUCAAUUUCGUGAUUUCAAGUCGGAUUUAAUUGAUGGUAAGUUGAUUCGUUAUUCCAGUCAACUAGGUAUAUAAAUAGAUUAAAUAGAAUUGUUGGUCGCGAUAAUUAUUAUUAAUUUAUCAUAAGUAUAUUGUGACGUUCGAUCUAGAUGAAUCGAUAAAUCAAGUUAAUUAAGAU